Populus euphratica (Euphrates poplar) is the source of this 1677-nucleotide messenger RNA. Its product is annotated as RNA polymerase II degradation factor 1-like. The coding region runs from base 217 to 1467 and encodes 416 amino acids. NCBI's taxonomy places the organism in Eukaryota, Viridiplantae, Streptophyta, Magnoliopsida, Malpighiales, Salicaceae. The record is from RefSeq and is a predicted model, not a curated record. Gene Ontology annotation, molecular function: calmodulin binding. The transcript is spliced from 2 exons.
GCCUUCCAUUAUCUCUACAACCAAAGCCACCACCAUUUCUCCUUUUGUUUUGCGCAAUUCACUCUCCUUUAUCAAUCCCAAUAACCAUAUUUCCUCUCCUUAAUUUCUUCAUAUUCUGGCCUCCUUUUCUUUCUCAUGGCAUAGCAGUAUAACAACAUCACUCCUCCUAGCCCCAUUUCCUUGCCUUGGUCAAGGAUUUUUUGAGAAUUUUUUUAUAUGGCAACAACUGCAAGCAAGGGUGCCCAGAAGAGGGAGAAGGUCACACCCACUUCACAUCCUCACACAAGUACUCGCAGGCAAGGAAGUUCAAGACCAGCCAGCCCUUCAUCAGGCUCAACCAACAAGGAUAAUCCCAGCACCCCAUCAGGAAAACCAAUCCCAAACUACCUGAAGCCUACUUUUAGCUCAAGACCUGAGUCCUUAAAACAAGUUCAGAAAACUGGCCAUGAAGACACAUCACAAAAGCCUGCUCUUCUUAGAAGAAGAUCCUUUGAUAAGCCACUAUCCUCUGCAGAUUCUAAAGAGAGACCAGGUAGAGAAAGAUUAAUCGGCACAGCCCGAUCUUCAUCUUUUUCAUCAAAAAAUGUUACUUCAUCAAAAACUGUCUUCGACCGGAAUGCCACAGCACAUAAGCCAGGAAAAUCUCAGCCACUGGCUACAAGGACCACGAGGAGGAGCAUUAGUCCCUCUACCAAGAAAGCGAGUAAUGCUCUUGUUUUGCCGAAAGAGCCUAUCAGUUUGGAAAACCUUGAAACUAAGCAAGAAAUCAAUGCAGAAUCUUUUUUGGCUCAUGAAAGUGAAGAGAUACUGAAUGCUGCGAGCCAGGAACAAGUUCCUUUUGAUUCGCAAAAGGCAAAAAACAAGGAAGAACAUAUUGUUUCUGAAGAAAGUGAAGUUAACAAUGUUACUGAAGAUGAGAAGCUCAAGGGCUCUAACAUUAUCACAGUUGCUGAAGGAGAAAUUAGUAAUGACCCCGCAUUAGCAGAACCGGUUGAAGAAACAGAAACCGAGUUACAUCAAGAAAGCGAAAACCAACAAGAAGAGGAAAAUAAUGGCAAAUUAGAGGAAAGCAGCGACACUAAUGCUAACCUUGAGGAGGGUAUUGCAGUUGAGGCUGACGAUCAAGUGAAAGUGGAAGAGAAUGCUAACGAAAAUGAGGUUUCACCCGAAGUACCUGUUGGUGAAGAAAAGGAGGGAGACAUGAACAAAUUUAAUGAAGGAAGUGAGGAGCAUGAGCCCCAGGAAGAACAAGAUAAAGUAGUGAGUAAAGCUCAAGAAGAAGAAAAGCCAGAUGAUGCAAAUUCGCCACAAAAGAAGCAAGUGGUACAAGGCAAUAAAAAGGAAUCUCAUGCUGCAUACAAUGAUGUGAUCGAAGAAACUAAGAAUAAGCUACUUGAGGAGAGAAAGAACAAGGUGAAGGCAUUGGUUGGGGCAUUUGAGACUGUGAUAGACUAUGAAUCUAAAUGAACCUGACUGAUGAAGCUUAAUUUUCAGGUUGCCGAUGUGUUUGCUAGAUUUCCUUUACAGCUCGUGUGGAUAUUGUUGCCUUUAGAAAGACAUUGAUGAUAAUGUGCUAGAAUACAUAAUUCCUGUUUGUUUUCUCUUUUCCAUGAUAUACAUAGCCAAGAAAAACAUGUACUCAAUUUGUGAUUUUUCGAAUGAAAACCUUUGUCACAG